AUGUCGGGAGAUAGUGAUGAACCUAAACAACUCGCUUCCAAAUCAGCUGGUCGGUUAUAUGUAAAAGCCGUCUUCUCUGGAUACAAGCGAUCUCAAAGGAAUCAACGAGAACACACAGCAUUACUAAGAGUGGACGGCGUUUAUAAUAACUAUGAUGCUCAAUGGUACAUUGGUAAACGUGCAGUUUACGUCUAUAAGGCACAUAAGAAAAGUGCGUCAAAAAAUAAACUCAGUAGAGCACGUGUUAUUUUGGGAAAAAUUACUCGCGUACAUGGAAACAGUGGUGUAUUAAAGGCAAAAUUUCGUAGAAAUCUUCCGCCGAGUGCGAUGGGAAUGCGAGUUAGAAUAAUGCUUUAUCCAUCAAGCAUAUAA
Thelazia callipaeda (thelaziosis nematode) is the source of this 372-nucleotide messenger RNA. The record is from the annotation of a GenBank genome assembly. Lineage: Eukaryota; Metazoa; Nematoda; Chromadorea; Rhabditida; Thelaziidae.